AUGACUGAUUGUGUUUCCCCCUCGCCUUCCAGCCCCCUAACUGUACUCACUAUCUUCUGUUACCUCCUCCACAAAGAUUAUAAAGCGUGGAUGAGCUACUACAAUUAUGAAUACGGGUCUGGCAAUGCAUUUGUCGGGCUCAAAAACUCAAUGGCAACCCCUACACAGUCGCCUCCAUACAACGCAACGCAGUCACCAGCCACUUCGUCCACAUCUUCGUCGUAUCCUUCCUCUCGGGCUCGGUUCAUGAGCUCCAAGGGUUUUGAGUUUGAGGAUGAUGUGGAGUUUUGCCCGGAUAUACCAGAGAAGGUGUUUGCGCACUCGCAGCAGCACCAGCAACAUUCGCAGCAACAUUCGAACCAGGGAUCUUCUUCUGACUCUAGUCCGCGCGUGGCCAAGGUUGGAAGUCCGAGCCCCAAGUUUGCUACUCCGAGAGUCAAAAAGGCUCUCGAUAUAGUCAACCCAGCUACAGGGAUGCGUGUGGGUUCGCCCUCGCUCAAGUGA
Messenger RNA from Kuraishia capsulata CBS 1993, 504 nucleotides. RefSeq lists its product as uncharacterized. The record is from RefSeq and is a predicted model, not a curated record. Lineage: Eukaryota; Fungi; Ascomycota; Pichiomycetes; Pichiales; Pichiaceae. Bases 1 to 504 code for a protein of 167 amino acids. The transcript has a single exon.